UCAGUUCUAUUUCCGCUUCUCUUCCUGGUCGCUCGUUCUUUAACUUUAGCACCGUUUUCUCCAGUUUAAGCUGUUUGCCAUCUCGCGCAGGAACUUUUGGUUUAUCGUGAAUGUCAGACGGUCCGCUUUUCCUUUAUUUUUCUGCGUUUCUGGCCCUGAAACGGCGUUAUAUUUCAUGCGGGAGCCGCUGGAAGAGGCGGGCUAGCCUCUGGUAGCUAACAGCUGUUUGGGUCUGAGCAGAGUAACGUCUCUGGUUGGGAGCCGAGCCUGAAAGUAUUUCGUUGGCAGGUUCUAUGAGCCGUGUCCGGAUCAUCUGGACCGAAGAUGUACCCGCCUCCCAGGAAGGACUUUAUCGCUUUGAACGUCGGCGACCCCCACUGUCACACCUACAACAACGGCAAACACCGAAGACAAUCCUGCUGGAGGAAAUGGAAGCAGCUGUCUCGGCUGCAGCGGAGCCUCCUCCUCUUCCUGCUGGCUCUGCUGCUCCUAUUAGCGCUGCUCUCCUUCUCCAGCAUCACAGAGCAGUGGACAGGGCUGUCUGACAAGGAAGACUGGUUGGAGCUGAACGAAGGUUUGAACAUGGUUGCCCCAGGACUGCAGCCUGUGCCGAGGCCGGCUGAAGGCAAAGCUCCGGCUCCUGUAGCCGGGCCCCAUCUGGAGCCGGCUGAAGGUCCGCAAGAUCUGAUGGAGCCCAGAGGACCAAACGUCCACGUUCUCGCUAGGCCUCCUACCAAGAGGAAGCCAUUUUUAAACAAAAAAGCUCCACCGAGCUCGCAGAAAGAUGGAAAUGCUUCUGAUACGGUCGGUGACACAAAGCAAAACCAUGACGUGGUUCGGGAAGAAGCAGGCGAGGAAGAGGAGGAGGAGGAGGAGGAGAAAGAAAAGAAAAUUGUCAGUUGGAGAGGAGCAAUGAUUGAAGCUGAGCAGGCUACAGAGCCUCCACCCUCAGCCAAUGAGAAAGAAGCUGUGGAGCCUGAUGCACCCGCCAACCUUGCAGCUGCCGUCCCUGAGCAAGUGCCCACCGGAGCUACGGACCGCCUGGAGGCCGUACGUGACGCCUUCAGGCACGCUUGGAAAGCCUACAGGGAGUACGCCUGGGGUCACGAUGAGCUCAAACCCAUCUCCAAGUCAUUCAGUGAAUGGUUCGGACUGGGGCUGACGCUGGUCGACUCUUUGGACACUAUGUGGAUCCUGGGCCUAAAAGAAGAAUUUGCUGAAGCAAGGAGCUGGGUGGAGAAAGAGCUCUCCUUUGACAAGAAUGUGGACGUGAAUCUUUUUGAGACGACUAUUCGUAUUCUGGGCGGGCUGCUGAGCUGCUACCACCUCACAGGAGACCAGCUCUUCUUAGACAAAGCUAAAGAUCUCGGGUCCAGACUGAUGCCGGCCUUCAAAACGCCCUCAAAGAUCCCGUUUUCGGAUGUCAACAUCGGGAAGGGAACGGCGCACCCGCCGCGAUGGACGUCGGACAGCACGCUCGCUGAAGUCACCAGCAUCCAGCUGGAGUUCAGAGAGCUGAGCCAUCUCACCCAGGACCCUCAGUACCAGGAUGCUGCGAAUGAGGUAAUGAAGCUGGUCCACAAGCUGCCCGGCAAACACGACGGCUUGGUGCCCAUGUUCAUCAACACCAACAGCGGCCAGUUCUCCCACAAAGGGGUGUUCACGCUCGGCGCCCGGGCGGACAGUUACUAUGAAUACCUGCUGAAACAGUGGAUCCAGGGCGGCAAGACGGAAGACGAUUUGUUGGAGGACUACCUUCAGGCCAUCGAAGGAGUGAAAAAGCAUCUCGUGAGGCAGACGGGACCCGACAGGCUCACCUUUGUUGGAGAACUUUCUCACAACCGCUUCAACCCUAAGAUGGAUCAUCUGGUGUGUUUCCUGCCGGGAACUCUGGCUCUGGGGGUGCACAAUGGCCUCCCAGAGGACCACAUGGACCUGGCUGUGCAGCUGACGGAGACCUGCCACCAGAUGUACCGACGCAUGGAGACCGGCCUCAGCCCUGAGAUCGCACACUUCAACCUGCAGGCCGUCGAGGGCCAGGAUGUCAUCGUAAAGCCUGCUGACAGACACAACCUGCUGAGACCAGAAACGGUGGAGAGUCUGUUCUACAUGUACAGAUUCACCAAAGACGCCAAGUACAGAGACUGGGGCUGGGACAUCCUGCAGAGCUUCAACAAGUACACCAAGGUGUCUGGCGGCGGCUACACAUCCAUUAACAACGUCCGUGACCCGGCUAACCCUGGUCCCCGGGACAAGAUGGAGAGCUUCUUCCUGGGCGAGACGCUGAAAUACUUGUACCUGCUCUUCUCAGACGACCCGGAGCUGCUCAGCCUCGACAAGUACGUCUUCAACACAGAGGCUCAUCCUCUGCCCAUAUGGCCGUCCCCGCCCAAAUGAAGACCGUCCAGGCUGGAACUGCUGUUUUAAAGCAGGGAGGCAGAUCUUUGCUUUGUUUUUGCUCCACGUCUUCUUUAUUUUUCCUAAGGAAAAAGUUUUGUGUCUGAGCUGGCCUCUGACGUAAAAACUUUGAGAUCAGACUCACCAGAGCACUUUGUUACAGGUGGGGGGACUCGAAUAACGACUGCACAUUUUCUAGCUUUGGGUUAUGAUACGAGGUGGGAAUCACUGAGUUAGUGCUGUUAAAUGUCUGAAUCCUACGUUUAGUGAUGAUGAACUGAAGGCGGACCUCUUUGUGUGCAGAAGGACGAUGUUUUCACGGUUUCUUCAGGCCAAUACGAUUUAAAAACUCGAGACAUUUAAUAAAUGAAUAAUUCAAGCUUACAUAGAUAACGAACCACGUUCUUUAAUGAAUGUAAAUUACUUUUUCUGGGUUAAUUUAUUUUUUUUAUUUAUUCAGGUUACAUGGGUAUUUUUUUUGUCUGCAUGCUUAUUUGUUCUGGUGUUCUGUUACGUGAAAACUCACUUUAUACAAGAUGAAGGGGAUUAAAUUCAGAUGAAAACAAACAGGUUGGCGCUGUGAUGGACUGAAGUCAUGUCUAGAGUCCUGCACUGAUCCCCAUGCAACACUGACCCGGAGGACGUUUGGAUAAAAAUGGUGUUGAUGGACGGAGGACAAAACCAUCUGCUGGUGCAGUUUUCAUCUUUUCCUGUAUCAGGAGAAAUAAAAAUGUUUAUUAAGGGGGAAAAAAAAGAUCCAUUUAUGUUUUCUUUGGGAGGUUCAGCAGAGAGUAAAUGGUAUAAAAUCCAGAUAAACAGAGUAAGUUUAUAUCCCACUCAACAAGGAUACUAUCUAAAUAAUUUCAGGCUCCGUUUUGAUUGAGUUUCUUUAUUUUAUUUUUUAAACACAAUUUAAGAAAAUGUGGAUUUUUCUGUAAUCCACACAGGAUCAAAAGUAUACAUACAAGCUCAAGUUUUUCAUGGAGUCGUGAAUCUCUGGAUGGAGCUGAGGAUUAGGGUGAUGGAAAGGAGGCCUUCCAGCCUCCAAUAUAAAUCAUUAAAAUACCAAUGGCAACAUGCAAAAAAUAGUUUAUUCGCUGUAUCGCCAGUAAAUUUUUUUUUUUCUUCCCCAGAGAGUUAUUGGGAAGGUUGUAAACAGUUGUCAAAAGACAGGUUUUAAUAAAAUCUUAAUAAAAACAGUAAAAAUUCAAA
This is a messenger RNA of Fundulus heteroclitus (mummichog), 3609 nucleotides long. It is a transcript of the gene man1b1a, whose product is annotated as mannosidase, alpha, class 1B, member 1a. The record is from RefSeq and is a predicted model, not a curated record. Gene Ontology annotation, cellular component: membrane; endoplasmic reticulum. Gene Ontology annotation, biological process: carbohydrate metabolic process; N-glycan processing. Gene Ontology annotation, molecular function: mannosyl-oligosaccharide 1,2-alpha-mannosidase activity; calcium ion binding. The coding region runs from base 325 to 2397 and encodes 690 amino acids. The transcript has 14 exons. Lineage: Eukaryota; Metazoa; Chordata; Actinopteri; Cyprinodontiformes; Fundulidae.